Limanda limanda (common dab) is the source of this 1818-nucleotide messenger RNA. RefSeq names its product leucine-rich repeat and immunoglobulin-like domain-containing nogo receptor-interacting protein 1. The transcript has a single exon. Lineage: Eukaryota; Metazoa; Chordata; Actinopteri; Pleuronectiformes; Pleuronectidae. Gene Ontology annotation, molecular function: protein binding. The record is from RefSeq and is a predicted model, not a curated record. The coding region runs from base 1 to 1818 and encodes 605 amino acids.
AUGCGGGCACGUCACCAGAUGUCCGAGGCGUUGUGCUGGGGAGUUCUCUACUUGUUGGCAGUCGCAGUGGCGCUGACGACAGAAACACGCCGGCCGUGUCCUAAGUCCUGCAGCUGCGACGCCGAGCUGCUGGAGGUGAACUGCUCUCGCAGUCAACUCAGCACGGUGCCUGACGAUUUGCAUCAAGAUGCUAAAACACUGAACUUAACGCACAAUAACAUCAAGACUCUGGUGCAUCAGCAGUUCCAGAGCUUGACACAACUGUUAGACUUGGAUUUAAGCGACAAUCUUUUGGCUGUAGUUGAAAUUGAGGCCUUUCUCGGCCUGCGAAGCCUACUGACGCUGCGUCUCGCCCGCAACCGCCUGAAGAUUAUUCCCGUUGGAGCGCUUGCCGGUUUGCCAAACUUGCAGCUGCUGGACAUCAGCAGCAAUGAGAUCCUUGUUCUCCUCGAUUUCACUUUCCGUGACUUGGCCGCCCUGCAGUGUCUUAUAGCAGCGGAUAACGACUUUGUUUUCGUCUCUCAUCAAGCUUUCGCUGGACUAACCAGUUUACAGGAGCUGCACAUCGACGGCUGCAACCUCACUGCUGUGCCGACGGAGGCGCUCACACAGCUCAGCGUGCUGAGGAGCCUUCGCUUUCACCGCCUGGGCCUCACCACGCUGCCAAACUAUUCUUUCCAUCAUCUCGUGCGCCUCAAGGUGCUGGCCAUUUCUCAUUGCCCCUGGUUGGAGACGCUGACAGGAAACAGCCUCUUCGGCCUAAACCUCACAUCCCUUACUAUCACACACUGCAACCUCAGUGCUGUGCCCUACGUCCCCUUGCAUCAUCUUGUAUAUCUCGUACACCUCGACCUUUCCUUUAAUCCGAUCACUCACAUUCACGGGAACCUGCUUGGAGACUUGCUGCGGCUCCAGGAGCUCCAUCUGGUCGGCGGAUCGUUGCUACGCAUCGGAAUCGGAGCAUUCCGGGGGCUAGCACAUUUCAAGUUGCUGAAUGUAUCUAGAAACCUUCUCACCACACUCGAGGCAGGUGCUUUUCAAUCAGUGGACACCCUAACAACUCUGGGGCUUGAUAAUAACCCACUGGCAUGCGACUGCCGUUUGCUGUGGGUGGUGCGAAGACGCCUGCACCUGGACUUUGGCGGACAAUCCCCCACUUGCACUACCUCUCUCCAGCUGGAGGCCUGGAAUUUCCUGGACUUUUCUGACGCCGAGCUCCCGGGCCUGCUGACCUGUCGCCGGCCGCAGAUUCUGAACCGCCAACCUCAAGAAGUGAAAGUAGAUCAGGGACACACGGUGGUGUUCUACUGCGAUGUGGAAGGUGACCCUCUGCCGUCUGUAAACUGGCUAAACCCACUGCUAAGACCUUUAAAGCCUAGUGGUAGAAUACGGACUCUCUCUAAUGGCUCGUUGGAGGUUCGCUAUGUGCAGCCUCAAGACAGCGGCACUUAUCUCUGCGUGGCGUCCAAUGCAGCAGGAAAUGACAGCCUGGCCGCCAGCCUUCGAGUCCGAGCCUUUCCGUCGCCAUCUCGUUUUAAAGGUUGGUUCUCCCUCCCGUCCGCCGCUCCGGGGGUGAAUGGAAAUCAGAAACACCCAUUUGAUGUUAAGACUUUGCUGAUAGCAGCAGCCAUUGGGCUCCUUUCAUUUUUCAGUUCUGUGAGUGUAUGUUUCAUUUUCAUGUUCUUCUGGAGUAAGAGCAAAGGCCAACUAAAGCACACGGCCACCAUUGCAUACGUGCCACGCAGUGCCGGGUCGAGCAGUAACGGAGGCAAAGGGAAUUAUAUGGAGACAAGCAGGUUCACCAUGAAACUGAUAUGA